Messenger RNA from Ixodes scapularis (black-legged tick), 1259 nucleotides. Its product is annotated as cuticle protein 10.9. The record is from RefSeq and is a predicted model, not a curated record. Gene Ontology annotation, cellular component: extracellular matrix. The coding region runs from base 94 to 465 and encodes 123 amino acids. The transcript has 3 exons. NCBI's taxonomy places the organism in Eukaryota, Metazoa, Arthropoda, Arachnida, Ixodida, Ixodidae.
GGCAUCCACAACUCGCGGCAUCAUAUUUUUUUUGUUUCGCUGGUGACAUUCCACUGCCUCUAAGGAGCACCCUACCAGCCACAACUCUACGAAAUGUACAAGAUCACACUUCUCCUGGCGUGCGUCUGCGCUGCUGCCGCCCAGCGGGGGGGUGCACCCCAAGAGAACUACGGCCCUCCGAUCCCGUACGCCUUCCAGUACCUCUCCCAACUUGAGGACGGCAGCCACUCGCACGAGCAGAACGGAGACGGCAGCGGCAAAGUCACCGGCAAGUAUACCUUGACGCACCCCGACGGCACCUCGAGGACCGUCACGUACUACGCCGACGACACGGGCUUCCACGCCGACAUUGUGACCAGCGAGGUGGGCACCGAGUCCAAAGACCCUGCCGACGUGACCAUCCAAUCCAGCGCUGUGCCAGGACCCGAGGCCGCCGUCGCCAACGAGGGCAACCGCCGCGGUUGAUCGGCGCCCGGAGGCUUCAAGGGCUAGAUGAACCGCUAGACCGCUACGACGCUUCCGCGCUUCAAACUGUGACGCUUGUGUGAACGUCGUGUGCAUCCGUAUCUACGAUCGACGUCGUAUCGGAGAUGUCGCGCGUCGUCUACAACAUCGCAGAUGCGGGCCUUGUGUAAAGUUUACUUCCUCACCCCGAUUCCUGUAACCUGUCCUCUUUCGCCUUUCGCGCUGUCGUGCUUCCCGUGUUUGUGUCUUGGUCUUGGUCAUCGGGUUCGUCUGCUGUUCGUCUUGGUUCGUACUUGUCUCUUGUCUGAAGUCACCUGUGCAUUCUCUCCGUUCUCCUUGUUGUUUGCGUGUGUGAUCUGCACUUCUACUGUAUAAUCCUCAACGCGAAAACCGUUGCGACUGUUUUUCCCCUUUUGGGCUAAACAAUCGAGGGAACCAAGGGUCCGCCUUUCUCUCUAUUGCGGGUUUGUGUCAUUCUGUCGUUCGGGGUACAUUCUUGGAGUAUCGUUUUGCUGUAUUUCCGCUUUUCAUUUCUUUCACGUGCCAAGACGUAUCUAACCGCCACGCGCCUGUGCUGGUGGAAGGAGUGUUGUGUUCAAGUUUCUUUUGCCAUUGUCAUUGCUUCCUUUGUGUGACUCUCCCUUUCCCCGAGUGUCAUUUUGUGGCUCAAUUUUAUUUUAUUUUAGUGAGCUAUCCGUCUCUGUGUACCCACAGUACAAUAAAAAGCAAUUGCCUUGACUACCAGUUUAUGCCUGUUUCAUGUGGUAACGAAAGAAGAAACUGUGGCAAGAAAA